Trichomycterus rosablanca is the source of this 2425-nucleotide messenger RNA. RefSeq names its product protein phosphatase, Mg2+/Mn2+ dependent, 1Da (gene ppm1da). Gene Ontology annotation, molecular function: mitogen-activated protein kinase binding; cation binding; protein serine/threonine phosphatase activity. The coding region runs from base 66 to 1715 and encodes 549 amino acids. The transcript is spliced from 6 exons. The record is from RefSeq and is a predicted model, not a curated record. NCBI's taxonomy places the organism in Eukaryota, Metazoa, Chordata, Actinopteri, Siluriformes, Trichomycteridae. Gene Ontology annotation, biological process: negative regulation of gene expression, epigenetic; peptidyl-threonine dephosphorylation.
GAGAAGCGCCUCGCACUAUUUAACUCUCAGUUCUGCCCGAAGCUACAGUCAGUGUCUGAUAAACGAUGGAGAACGUCUUCUCAUGUCGAGCGAGUAUUUAUUUGGACCAGGGAGGAAGGAAAUACAUGGAGGAUUUUGUCCAUAUUAAGCAGGAUGAUGAACCGAGUGAGGACGAGCUGAACGCUGCUGCGGCAGGGGAACAUGGCGAGGCGGAAGUGCACAAUGGCAGUGAUAAAGUUGAGAGGACAGGAGCGGUGGUGAGUGAGGAAUCAGGGGAUGAAUGGCUCUCAUCUACCACACAGCACAGAUCCAGCUUCGCUCCGUGUACAGAGGAAGGUGAUGGUGUGAACAGUGAGCGUGUUCGUGCUGUGGCUUUCUAUGCGGUGUUUGAUGGGCACGGUGGGCCGGACGCAGCGCGCUUUGCGCAGCAUCAUCUGUGGGAUCUGAUCAAAAAACAAAGAGGAUUCUGGUCCAGCGAUGAUGAGGAGGUUUGUGCUGCUAUACGAAAGGGAUUCAUUGCCUGUCAUCACGCCAUGUGGAAGAAACUGCCGGAAUGGCCGAGGACAGCAACCGGCCUCCCUAGCACAUCUGGAACAACCGCGAGCAUUGUUGUGAUACGGCGGGACCGUGUUUAUGUGGCUCAUGUUGGGGACUCGGCCGUGGUUAUAGGUGUCCAAGACAGUCCCAAUGAUCGGGUUCUUCGAGCUGAGGAAAUCACACAGGAUCACAAACCUGAGCUUCCCAAAGAAAGGAAGAGGAUUGAAGGACUGGGGGGCAGUGUAAUUAAGAAGUCUGGUGUUAAUCGGGUGGUGUGGAAGAGACCCAGACUCACUCACAAUGGACCAGUCAGAAGGAGCACAGUCAUCGACCAGAUUCCAUUCCUUGCUGUAGCUCGAGCUUUAGGUGAUCUGUGGAGUUAUGACUUUUACAGUGGGGAGUUUGUGGUUUCACCAGAGCCUGAUACCGCUGUCAUCAAGCUGGAUCUAAAACGUCAUCGUUACAUCAUUCUGGGCAGCGAUGGCUUAUGGAACAUGGUUUCGCCCCAAGAGGCAGUAUCUUUGUGUCAGGAAACAGAUAGGGCAAAGACUAGGUGUCAGAAAACAAGGGAACAUGUCUGUAGUGCUCAUGAGCUGGUGAGCCUGGCCCUUCAACGAUGGAGUCAACGGUUGCUUCGUGCUGACAACACGAGCGCUAUCGUCAUCUGCUUGGAGCCAGUAGGAAUAUUUUCCGAACCCUUACCUCCAUAUGAAGUUGUACAUAACCUAGAGGGAGCAAAAAGUUGCUCCACAGAUGACUCUGCCGCCAGCUCUUUACCCACGCAGGAGUCACAAGUGCCGUCACCUGUGUGUGAGCAGGAAUCACUGGGCCAAAAGAAAACUGGCAGUAAAACAGGCAGUAAAGAAUCAUCAGAAUCUUCUCCAUCAGAAUCUGACCUUCCAAACCAAGAUCCCAGUACUAAGAGUUUGAACCAUGGCAAGAAUAAUGACCCAGCGCUUAAAGGCAAGCGAAUGCUGGAUGAUCUCUCCAUACCCGCAGGCAAGAGGCAACGUCGUAGUCUUCCUCAGUCCUCUCACAGCAAUGCCUCAACGUGUACGUCCCGUCGGAGGUACAGCGAUCGGCCUUCACUGCGACGCGGGAACAGAAGUCAGAAGCAGUCUGAAAAAGUCCAAGGACUGUUACAGGAACAUGGAAAUACUACAGUCUGUGUAUGUUAACAUUCCUGUUGCAUGUGCUUUUAUGCACACACACUUCGAGUAAGCUACUGAGGAAACAAGCUCUAGUUAGGAGGAGUUAGGAGGUCGAACGUAAGAAUGAAAUGAUUCAUUUGUUCUCAAAAAGCAGUUGUAAUGAUGCAAUACAGCGUACUACUUUCCAUCUGACGCGUUCCUAUUUUUCUCUCACACGAUGUUAUCAAGGGUCUGUUACAUGCUUUUUAUCUGUAUCUUGUCACCUUAUCAACGAUGAUUUUCUAGGUUUGUUCUUGUAAUGCUGCAGUCCAAUCACAUUCACAUCUUGGGGCUUGUACUCAGUUGGGGUUGGUACACUUUAAGUUGAAGUAUUCUUGCUUUCUUCCGUUCGUCGUAGUGGAAGGAUGGCGAGUCAAAUUCAACAGAAGAACACAUAUCUUCCGGGAAGAUACUUCUCCACGCAGCUGACAUGUACAUAUGUAUUUUUAUACACUUUGUUUGACAGAACAAAGAAGGCACACAGUUUCUCCUAGCAUGAAAUCUAAAUCUUCUGUGGUUUUACCUCUGCAUACGUGCAAGAACUAUAUAUACACAUAAAGGUCAAGGUUUUUAAACUACGUUUUAGCAUUAUCCACCGUCUCCUGUUUUCAUUUUCCUGUAUUCGGUUUAUUUUAGAAAGUUGUUGAUUUUUUAUUUGUAAGAAUUUCAUGUGAAACUUAAGGUGCUGCUAUGUUUAA